CGGACCGAAUCCACUCCCCUCUUAAUUGGACGGUCUCCUGGGAACGUUGCUGCCCGAGGAAGAUCUCAAUCCCCUUAUCCGGACAAACACGCCGACCUCAAGAGAUUGCCCUCUCCAUGUUUAUGACCAAUUUCUCCUGCGGUGGCAUAUUAUGUUCUCACAAGGUAUCGUGAGCAGAUUUAAAGGAGGAUGUCUUCACCUCUGCUCGUCAGCAAAGGGUCAAGUCUAGGAUGAAAUUUCUGAAAUUUCUAUUCGCUGUCCUCCUCCAGCAACCUGCGCUUGCAGCUGCAGCGAGCACCGAUGCCUGGAAGUCACGGAGCAUAUAUUUUGCCCUGACCGACCGCAUCGCCCGGAACACUGGCGACAAUGGCGGGGUUCCCUGCGGGAACCUGAAGCAGUACUGCGGAGGAACGUUCAAAGGCCUAGAGUCGAAGCUUGACUACAUCCAAGGGAUGGGUUUCGAUGCGAUAUGGAUCACUCCUGUUGUAGCAAACACCGAUGGCGGGUACCACGGAUAUUGGGCUUCGGACUUGUAUAGCAUCAACCCGAAGUAUGGUACUCCUGAUGAUCUCAAAAGCCUUGUGAAUACGGCUCACAAUAAGGGUAUCUUUGUCAUGGUCGACGUCGUAGUCAACCACAUGGGCAGCGGCUCUAUCUCCACCUACAAGCCAGCCCCGCUCAAUGACUCCAAUUCCUACCACGCCGACUGUAACAUCGACUACUCUAACCAAAGUAGCAUUGAGAAAUGUCGUAUCGCCGGCUUACCGGACAUCAACACAGAACGAUCGGAUAUUCGCGCUAUGUUUCAGGACUGGAUUCGCUGGCUCGUUAAAGAAUUCCAAUUUGACGGCUUUCGUCUCGACACAGUCAAGCAUGUCGAGAAAGACUUCUUCCCAGGUUUCGUAUCUGCAGCCGGGGUCUAUACUAUUGGCGAAGUCUUCGAUGGGAACCCCAGUUACCUGGCCGGAUAUGCGUCGCUAAUGCCAGGACUACUGGACUACGCGGUGUAUUACCCCAUGAACAGCUUCUACCAGCAAAAAGGCUCCGCAGAGACACUCGUUGACAUGCUAGCGACCAUUGACACCACAUUUCCAGAUCCAGCUGCACUGGGAACCUUUCUCGACAACCAUGACAAUCCGCGAUGGCUGAAUCAGAAGAACGACACCUCUCUGCUCAAGAAUGCCCUUGCGUUUGUCAUUCUCUCUCGUGGGAUUCCUAUAGUGUACUACGGCACCGAGCAGGGAUAUGCCGGUGGUGCCGACCCAGCCAACCGCGAGGAUCUCUGGCGCAGCAGCUUCAAUAGCGAGUCGGAUCUCUAUCAGACAAUCAAGCGGCUGUUGCGUGCAAAGAACUUGGCUGGUGGUCUUUCUGCAAAUGACAUGGUGAACCUAUACGUCACCGGCAAUGCGUAUGCUUGGAGCCGUGCAGAUGGGAACCUCAUAGUGCUCACCACCAACACUGGCAAGGGCAGCUCGGGCAAACAUUGCUUCGAUACGAAGAGGCCAAACAAACAGUGGUCCAGUGUCUUUGGGGGAAAUACCAGUUCUUCCGACGGUAACGGGAAUAUCUGUCUUGAUGUCACGAACGGCGAACCUAUUGUCUUGCUCAGCGCUACGGGCGGCACGAAUCCCGAAGCAUCUGGUACCGCACCCACUUCCACCAGUGGACAAUUUGCAUGUCCAACUUCGGUUUCUGUCAAUUUUAAGCACAUGGCAAUGACUACCUAUGGCGAGACGAUCAAAAUCGCUGGCAAUGUGGUUCCGAUGGGAAACUGGGAUCCGGCAAAAGCGCCUUCGCUUUCCUCAUCAAUGUACAUGGCGAGCAGUCCAGUGUGGGACGUCGAAUUGAAAUUGCACCCGGGCGAAGCUAUCCAGUAUAAGUUCAUCCGAGUCGCGGGUGGUGGUGGUGUAACUUGGGAAAGCGGGGAAAACAGGGUGUAUACAGUGCCCACCUGUGGCAGCAGUGCGACUGUAGAGAGUAAUUGGCGGUGAUCGAAAAAAAAAAAAAAAAAGAGUUGCUGGUUGGAUAACGCCGUAAGAUGGAG
Messenger RNA from Westerdykella ornata, 2044 nucleotides. RefSeq names its product glycoside hydrolase. Gene Ontology annotation, biological process: carbohydrate metabolic process. The record is from RefSeq and is a predicted model, not a curated record. NCBI's taxonomy places the organism in Eukaryota, Fungi, Ascomycota, Dothideomycetes, Pleosporales, Sporormiaceae. The transcript has 3 exons. The coding region runs from base 231 to 1991 and encodes 586 amino acids. Gene Ontology annotation, molecular function: cation binding; starch binding; alpha-amylase activity.